Molecule: messenger RNA, 624 nt
Organism: Conger conger (European conger)
Lineage: Eukaryota; Metazoa; Chordata; Actinopteri; Anguilliformes; Congridae
Product: transmembrane protein 114
Exons: 4
Coding region: 1-624 (207 amino acids)
Cellular component (GO): apical plasma membrane
Source: RefSeq, a predicted model, not a curated record
AUGAAACCUACUCUGAGUGCUUUGGCUGUUUUUGUAUCUGUCGUCGGGGUCUUGAGCUUUGCGUUUCUUGUUAUGGCUAUCGGAACCGAUUUUUGGUACAUUAUUGACGCGUCCAAGUUGGAGCACAACUCUUCUAUCCACCUAAGCUCACAUUCAGGACUGUGGAGAACGUGUAACUCCCAAAACCAGUGCUGGCCAUUUGUAAAUCCAUUUGGGGGUGGGAAGAACUUCACAGAUUCUCAGAGACAACUUCUAAACAUGCAUGGGACAGUCGUCAUCCUGCUGCCGCUCAGCAUCAUUCUGAUGGUCAUCGGGGCAGUGUCUGGUUUCUUCAGCCUCCUGGCCCGAGCGUACCUGCUCCUGCUGUUCACUGGUGCCCUCUUCCUGCUCGGAGGUCUGGUCACCCUGGCUGGGAUCAGUGUGUACCUGUCCUACUCCGCCGCUGCCUUCAGGGAGGCUCAGUGCAUCUCGGGCCAGAAGACUCUGGAGGACGUGGACAUCCGGUUCGGGUGGUCCCUGGCCCUGGCCUGGAUCUCCUUCAUCGCUGAGGUCCUGACGGGCGUGGCUUUCCUCCUGGCCUCCCGGCUGGUGGUGCUCCUGAGGGGGCAGGACGAGGGAAUAUGA